This is a messenger RNA of Dinoponera quadriceps, 3536 nucleotides long. It is a transcript of the gene su(r), whose product is annotated as dihydropyrimidine dehydrogenase [NADP(+)]. NCBI's taxonomy places the organism in Eukaryota, Metazoa, Arthropoda, Insecta, Hymenoptera, Formicidae. Bases 217 to 3291 code for a protein of 1024 amino acids. The transcript has 16 exons. Gene Ontology annotation, cellular component: cytosol; cytoplasm. The record is from RefSeq and is a predicted model, not a curated record. Gene Ontology annotation, molecular function: uracil binding; iron-sulfur cluster binding; NADP binding. Gene Ontology annotation, biological process: uracil catabolic process; thymine catabolic process.
ACUCAAAUACUUGAGUCAAUCAGUGUAGAUAAGAAUGCCGCAGUGAAUGGUCAGUUUCCCGGCAACUUUUAUUCUGAAAUAAACUUGAGGCGAGUUGUUUCAGUUUUCUGUCAACUUUCUAACCUGCUGUGAUUAAAGGAUUCUGUUUUCUGCGCAAAUCCUGUCCGUAUAAUUUGCUGGAUAAAUAACGCAAGUCGAUAAUAAGUUGUGUGAAAAAUGACGUCACUAGCGAUGUUGAGCAGGGAUGUACCUGAUAUCGAAAAUCUGCUGCACAUCAAUCCGAAGUUAAAGAAUUACACGAAUUUUGUGCCUUCGGCGCACACCAAGCAGAAUAAGCAACAUUGGAAGAGAAACAUCCACGAUAAAUGUGAUGGCUGCCUGCCCUUAACGAAAAACUUUGAUGACAUCAAGCACACUACCCUGAGUGAGCGCGGAGCUCUGAAGGAAGCGGCGCGUUGCUUGAAGUGCGCCGACGCGCCUUGUCAAAAGUCCUGCCCGACGCAGUUGGACAUCAAGUCCUUCAUCACUUCCAUCUCCAAUAAGAACUACUAUGGCGCAGCCAAGGCGAUUCUCUCGGACAAUCCGCUCGGUCUCACCUGCGGCAUGGUUUGCCCGACCAGCGACCUUUGCGUGGGCGGAUGCAAUCUCUAUGCGACCGAGGAGGGACCUAUCAACAUCGGUGGUCUUCAACACUUCGCCUUAGACAUUUUCAAGCGGAUGAACAUCCCACAGAUCAGAAUUCCUGGUCAAACGGUACCUCAUGCGAGCACGAAGAUCGGCCUGCUCGGUUGUGGACCAGCUUCUCUCUCCUGCGCGACGUUCCUCGCUCGACUCGGCUACGACGAUAUUACUAUUUUCGAGAAGGAAAAAUACAUCGGCGGCUUGAGUUCUUCCGAAAUACCGCAGUACAGACUCCCGUACGAUGUCGUGAAUUUCGAGGUCAAUCUCGUCCGCGAUCUAGGUGUGAAGAUCGAAUUGGGAAGGUCGCUGUGCGAAGACGAUCUCACGAUACAGAAACUGCAAGACGAUGGGUACCAGGCGAUCUUUCUGGGGAUCGGGCUACCCGAGCCGAAAAAUAUACCAAUCUUCGAAAACCUCACGCCUGAGAUGGGUUUCUUCACCUCGAAGGGUUUUCUACCCGCUGUCGCGAAAAGCAGCAAACCGGGGAUGUGCGCUUGUAAGAGUUACCAGGAACUACCGUCUCUCCGUGGCAACGUGAUCGUACUCGGUGCGGGGGAUACCGCUUUCGACUGCGCCACUUCCGCCCUCAGAUGCGGGGCGAAGAAGGUGUACGUCGUCUUCCGGAAAGGUUUCACCAAUAUCCGGGCAGUUCCAGAAGAGGUUGAUUUAGCGAAAAACGAGAAGUGCGAAUUCAUACCUUUCCUGUCGCCGAAGCGAGUGAUGACUCGAGGGACGCUUCGUAACAGGAUCAUCGGGAUGGAAUUUUGCCGGACCGAGCAAAACGUGAAAGGCGAGUGGAUAGAGGACGAGGAGCAAACGUUUAAACUAAAGGCGGACUUCGUGAUCUCGGCUUUCGGCUCGGGAUUGUACGACACCUCCGUCAGGUGUGCCAUGGCACCUGUCAAGAUGAACAAGUGGGACCUACCGGAAGUGAAUGAGGCCACGAUGACGACGUCCGUACCAGGUGUGUUCUGCGGAGGUGACUUAGCUGGCGUCUCCCAGACGACCGUGGAAUCCGUGAAUGACGGCAAGACAGCUGCAUGGUACAUUCACAAGUAUAUACAGGAAUCGCGCGGUUUGACAGUACCGGAGAGUCCGCAACUACCUAAGUUCCACACCGCCAUCGACGAGGUCGAUUUGAGCGUCGAGGUAUGCGGCAUGAAAUUCGAGAAUCCCUUCGGUCUGGCUUCCGCACCACCUUGCACAAGCAGUGCGAUGAUCCGACGCGCUUUCGAGACCGGUUGGGCUUUCGCCGUCACGAAGACCUUCAGCUUAGACAAGGAUCUCGUCACCAAUGUGUCGCCGCGCAUCGUAAAAGACACGACGUCCGGUUAUCAUUACGGACCCGAACAGAGUAGCUUCUUGAACAUCGAGCUGAUAUCUGAAAAAACCGCGGAUUAUUGGUGCGGAAGCAUCACAGAAUUAAAACGGGACUUUCCUACGAAGAUUGUCAUCGCGAGUAUCAUGUGUACGUACAACAAAGGCGACUGGACCGAGCUGGCGAGGAAAGCGGAAGCAGCUGGUUCUGACGCCUUGGAAUUAAAUCUGUCCUGCCCUCAUGGUAUGGGAGAAUCCGGAAUGGGUCUGGUUUGUGGUCAGGAUCCCGAUCUAGUCAGGAACAUCUCCAGAUGGGUUCGCGAAGCCGUCAAGAUACCAUUUUUCGUGAAAUUAACGCCCAACAUCACCGACAUCGUUUCCAUCGCCAAAGCAGCUUACGAAGGUAAGGCCGAUGGCGUGGCUACGAUCAACACCGUGCAAGGAUUAAUGGGGCUGCGCUCUGACGCGACGCCGUGGCCGGCGAUCGACUCCAAGUUCUCGACGUACGGCGGAAUAUCGGGGAACGUUAUCAGACCGCAAGCACUCAGGGCUAUCUCGAUGAUCUCGAAGCAGAUCCCGGGAUUCCCGAUAUUCGGCAUUGGCGGCAUCGAUUCAGCCGACGUCGCCCUGCAAUUCUUGCAUUGCGGUGCGUCGGUCGUCCAGGUUGGCAGCGCCAUUCAGAAUCAAGACUUCACCUUGAUAGACGAUUAUGUGACCGGUUUGAAAACCUUACUAUACCUGAAGAGCCUGGCACACGUGAAGGGAUGGGACGGCCAGAGCCCGCCGACAUUUAAGCAUCAGAAAGGCAAGCCUGUCUCCUUGCAACAUGCUCUCGGCAAAAAUGUGCCGUACUUCGGCGAGUACCAAAAGCUGCGCGAGCAGAAGAUAGCCGAGUUGAAGGCGAACUCGAGCCCCUUGAACGGAGUCGUGGAGGUAACUCGACCGGCUCCGGCACCGAUCAUGCCGACACCCAGUGUCAAGGACGUAAUAGGCAAAGCGUUGACCAACAUCACUAGUUACAAAAAAUUGGAUAACAAGAAGCAAAUGGUCGCCUUGAUCGACGAUGAUAUGUGCAUUAAUUGCGGAAAGUGCUACAUGGCUUGCGCGGAUUCCGGGUACCAAGCGAUCACCUUCGACUUCGACACCCACAUCCCCAAGGUAACGGAUGACUGUACCGGAUGCACGCUCUGUUUGUCCGUAUGCCCGAUCAUCGAUUGUAUCACCAUGGUUCCUAAAACGAUACCGCACUAUAUCAAAAGAGGCGUGCCACUAAAAAAUACGCUUGAGCUGUAGUAAGCGAAAGUUCCGUGUGAGACGCUUUCAAGAAACGCCGAAAAUGACUUACAUUAAUAUGCGUAAAAUGUUAUUUGCGGAAUAGUCGAAAAUUAAGUGAAGAAUGUUUAUAAUGGAUAAAUGAAAGAACAAUGUAUAAACGAAAGGGACAACAUAUCACAAAUUAUUUUUGUUAUUAAUAAAAAGUUGACAAUGACCUAUUUGAUUGGUGAAUAAUAAAAAGUGGUGGAAGAAGUAAAAUCAAA